AUGAAAAUCGUGCCGACAAUCUUGUUUGCAGCUCAGGUUGCGAACGGCCUGUUCUUUGAAAUGGGCGAGAAAGAGACGAAGUGUUUCGUAGAAGAAAUACCUGAGGAGACGAUGGUAGUUGGCAAGUACAAUACCCAGCUUUUUGACGAAAAAUCAAAAGAAUGGCAAAAAUCUGCACCAGGGAUGGGAAUGCAUGUCGAGGUUUCCGAUCCAGAGCAAAAGGUGAUGCUGAAGCGAGAUUAUGGUGCGGAAGGUAAAUUUACAUUCACCGCUCACCACCCAGGCGAGCAUCAGAUCUGCAUCCACUCGAAUUCCACCAAAUGGGCUCUACUUGCUCACGAAAAAAUGCGAAUCCAUUUGGACCUACAAGUGGGAGACACGGCCGUCGACUACAAAAAAGUAGCCUCCACAGAAAAGCUGACUCAACUUCAAUUGCGUGUCCGACAACUCCAGGAUCAAGUCACCCAAAUCCAGAAAGAACAAAAUUAUCAGAGAGUGAGAGAAGAAAAAUUCCGCUCCACAUCAGAGAGCACAAAUAGUCGAGUUCUGUGGUGGUCUUUCAUUCAAACGGUUAUUCUGAUCUCUGCUGGUAUUUGGCAGAUCCGCCACAUGAGGACCUUUUUCGAAGCUAAGAAACUGAUGCAGACGCAACGGAUUCUAGCACGCAGCAGACGCUCCGAAUCCAAACUCGGGCUCGAUAUAAAAAAGCUGGACUCAAAGCGCUCGAUCAGCGUCUCAAAGUCGCGCAAGUCUCUCUCGCAAGCGGAAAGUAGCAGACCGGCGGCGCGAGGUAGCUCCAAUGCGAUGCAUCUGGGCAGGGCAGCCUGCUUGGUCCCUGAGCAUGACGACUUGCACAAGAAAAUCGAGCGGCUAAAAGAUGCGCGAGAUAAAGAAAAGGAGAAAAUCGCUGCAAUCAAGGAAGAGUACGAAGCGAAGGAGCAUAAGUUGAUGGCUGAAUUAGAAACCAUACGGCGGGAGAAAAAAGCUUUGUCAGACAAGUCUAUCGCAGAUUCCGAAGCUUAUGAGCGCGAAAUAGCAGGUCUUACUGACAAGCAUAAUGAGUUGACGAAACAGGUGGAGAUGAACCAUCAGAAAGAGCUGCGAGAUAUGUACAGUAAACACGAAGAUCAGAUUUGCGAUAAGAACAAAUCUAUCGAGUUGCUCAAGCAACAAGUGGAAAGACUUAUGCAUGGACAGAGCAAAGAACGACAAAACCAAAUCGACGAGAUGCGCAAAAAGCUAAUGGGUGCGGCAAAAGAAGCGAAUGAGCUCAGGACAGAAAUAAUGAAGCUAAGGAAAUCUGAGUUUCCAAGGAAGCGCCCAGAGAGUCCAGCUGAAUCCCCUGGAAAACAAGUCACGCUCAAUGUAGGCAUCUGCAUGAAUUGCGUCGUUCUACAACAGGCUCUGUCACGGGUUCAAAUCUACUACAGAUCAACCAUCGGAAACAUUAAAAUCGAAAACCCUAAAACAGUCGGCGACCCAUCAAGCUCUAAAAUCAAAAAUGGCUGA
Messenger RNA from Oikopleura dioica, 1509 nucleotides. The record is from the annotation of a GenBank genome assembly. NCBI's taxonomy places the organism in Eukaryota, Metazoa, Chordata, Appendicularia, Copelata, Oikopleuridae.